AUGAUAUUUAUUAUUACUCUUUUAUUAUGUAUAUUAGGUUGUUUUGCUCAAAACUUAACAAUUAAUAUCUUUCAUGUUGGACAAGCUGAUUCUCAGUUGUUAAUAUUCCCAAGUGGGUAUACUGUUUUAAUUGAUUUAGGUGAAAAUAGAGAUGAUUUUGAACCAACUAAUGCUAAAUACAUUACUAAACGAUUAACAGAACUUGUUCCAAGUAAGACAAUUGAUGUUUUAGUAUUAACUCACAUUCACUUAGACCAUUUUGGAUAUCCAGCCAACCAAACGGGAUUGUGGUAUUUUAUUGAGAAAAGUGGAUUUAAAAUUAAGAAAUAUGUUGGCAGAAAUAUCGGUACAUAUGAUGGAAAUGAUAUUUCAAAAUGUAAUAAAGAUACUAUUAACUGGAAAUAUGUAGGAGAAUAUGAACAAUACAAUGUUGAUUGGAUUUGUUAUGCACACACCCUACAAAACCAAAAUUAUAUUAGUAGUAUUAGAGAAUUAGCUGAUAUUUGUUCUACGUCACAGAUCCAUCCUCCUGAUAAUAAUGCUAGUAUUCAAAUUGUGAUGGCUGAUGCUUUCACUGUAAAGAAACAAGAUGGAAAUUUAGUAGCUAGUGAUUGGCACGAUACAAAAGAUGCACCAAGUGAAAAUGAUUACUCUAUUUCAUUAAGAAUUCAAUUUGGAGAAUUUGUUUAUUUUACUGGAGGAGAUUUAGAUGGUUCACAAGACUUUGCUUGGGGAAAUGAAAUUAGUAAUGCAGAAGAAAAAAUCGAAAAAAUUGUUGGUUCAGUUGAUGUGUAUCGAGUUAACCAUCAUGGUGACUAUCACUCUUCAAGCAAAUCAUUCUUAGAAGAAAUGAAACCAACUGCCUCUAUCGUUUCAUGUGGUGAUCAUAACAGAUAUGGUCUUCCACAUCAACCAACAAUGAAUAGGUUAUCAUUAUAUAGUAAAACAGUAUAUUUGACAGAGGAUUGUAAUUCAAAUGUUACCAGUGUAUUUGAUAAUGUUCAUAUUAUGAAUGAGGACGUGAUUAUUACAAUUCCAAUUGGUACUAAUUAUUAUGAAAUUCAUGACCCAAUAAGAAAUUACACCAAAAUGUUUAAAAUAAAACAGAAUAAAGAAGAACGAAAAGAUUGUUAUUCUUUAUUUUACAAUGGAACAUCAUUAACAUUUCUAAGUUUAUGUUUACUUCUUUUACUAAUUGCUUAA
Entamoeba dispar SAW760 is the source of this 1203-nucleotide messenger RNA. RefSeq lists its product as uncharacterized. NCBI's taxonomy places the organism in Eukaryota, Evosea, Mastigamoebida, Endamoebidae. The transcript has a single exon. The record is from RefSeq and is a predicted model, not a curated record. The coding region runs from base 1 to 1203 and encodes 400 amino acids.